AUGCUUUACCAGAGAGAGAUUCAAGAACGUUUAGGUAAUGAGAAGAGAGUGCAAUCUAAUUCAUUGUCAUCAUCUGAUACUUUUUACGAAUUCAAAAUUGGUGACUUCGUUGAUCGUUUAGAAGAAUAUUCAGAUUUAUGUCGACUUAGAAUAAAAUUUGCAUCAAAAGCUACGAAUGUAACACUGAAGUUAUGGAAUAUGUAUAAACGUUAA
This is a messenger RNA of Schistosoma guineensis, 213 nucleotides long. Lineage: Eukaryota; Metazoa; Platyhelminthes; Trematoda; Strigeidida; Schistosomatidae. The record is from the annotation of a GenBank genome assembly.